Messenger RNA from Chenopodium quinoa (quinoa), 411 nucleotides. RefSeq lists its product as uncharacterized. NCBI's taxonomy places the organism in Eukaryota, Viridiplantae, Streptophyta, Magnoliopsida, Caryophyllales, Amaranthaceae. The coding region runs from base 1 to 411 and encodes 136 amino acids. The record is from RefSeq and is a predicted model, not a curated record. The transcript has 2 exons.
AUGCAUGAUAGACUCAGAACAAGAGAUAAACUCUUUAAAUAUGAUGCUUGUGCUGAGGAUAGUUGUUUGCUAUGUGGUGCUAAUAUUGAGGACAGACAGCAUCUGUUCUUUAAUGGUAGAUACAGUCAAGAGUGUUUGAUGAGAAUUGCCCAUUGGCUCCGUAUUCCAAAUCAGAAUUUCUUCAUUGAUGAGGUUUGGAAGAACUGGCUCAGAGCAGUGAAAGAUAAGGUGCAGCAGAAGGAGGUUCUGGCAGUUCUGGCUUGUGUUGUUUAUCACAUUUGGUUUGCUAGGAAUACAACUUUUUGGCAGAAAGUUGUUAUUCACCCUUCCAAGCUUUAUAAAGCUAUUGGUAGGUCCUUUUCAGUUGUGGUCUGUGUCCUUCCUAGAAGGCAGCAGACUGCUUCUGGAUAG